Messenger RNA from Halteromyces radiatus, 2425 nucleotides. RefSeq lists its product as uncharacterized. Gene Ontology annotation, molecular function: protein binding. Lineage: Eukaryota; Fungi; Mucoromycota; Mucoromycetes; Mucorales; Cunninghamellaceae. Bases 1 to 2151 code for a protein of 716 amino acids. Gene Ontology annotation, cellular component: cytosol; mitochondrion. The record is from RefSeq and is a predicted model, not a curated record. Gene Ontology annotation, biological process: cell redox homeostasis. The transcript is spliced from 2 exons.
AUGGUUGGCGCACAAUCGGUAGCUGAUCUAACCACUUUACUCAAGAAAACGAGAGGACACGUGCCUCCUGCUUUAGUAGGCUGUUCCGUCACAGUAUUACACGAUAAAGUUUUCGUUUUUGGUGGUCGUCUUCCUUCAACAAAACAAAUGACGAAUCAUCUUUAUAUUAUGGACUUACACUCUUUGGAAUGGCAACGUCAUAUUGGUUCACCUGAUUCUGAUCGUCCUCCUUCCCCUCGUUACUUUCAUUCAGCUACUGCAUAUCGACAUUAUAUUGUCUAUUUUGGUGGAAUGACAACUGAACAUACUUCUUUUAGAAGUAACAAUAGUCAUAUUUCUGAUGGUGAUACCCUUACUCUCAAUGACGUCUACUUGUUCGAUACAAUAGAACAUACUUGGAUCAAACCUAGGAUUCCUCGAAGUUUAUUUACGCCAAAGCCACGAUAUGCACAUAUUGCACUUAUUUCAACAACAGAAAAAGAUAAACUGGUGAUCAUGGGUGGACAGGAUGCAAAUAAUGAAUAUGUGAACGAAUUCAAUGUUUUGGACUUGAUCUCUUUCGAAUGGUUACUUGGUAGUACACUGGAUCGACCUUGUGGAAUAUAUCGUACCGUGCCUUUUGAACAACCUAUUGAAGAAAGAAGAUACCAAUAUCUUGAUCAUCAUCAGUCAAAACAUCAUCCGUUACCUUCUUUGAAUACCCACAGCAACAACUUAUUUUUUUACGCCAAUUACAACUUUACAGCCAACACCAUGACCCGUGAACUUUUUAGUUUUGAUCCAACUCGUCCUAUUAGUCAAGGAAAUGGGAUUCUUGAUCAUAGUCAACUUGUUCAAACUGAUACCAAGAAAAUAUUUCCUCCAGGUCUACGAUUCCCUCAUGGUGAAGUGAUUGGUCAACAUUUGAUCGUCGCUGGUACACAUCUCGGCAUUCACUCAAGAAGCUAUCAAGUAUGGGCUCUUCAUUUAGGUACCUUCACUUGGUCAAGGAUUGACACAGGAUCACGAUUGGUAGUUGGUUCUUGGAAUCGUGGAAUGCAUUACAACAAUCAAUGGAUUCUGUUUGGUAAUCGACAGCGGGAUAUCUUCACGGAUUAUAAACAACGACAAAUCAAUUUUGAUCAUAUGGCGAUUAUACAGUUGGAAGCUUUUGGAAUCUAUACCACACCUUUACCGACUUGCAAUCAACUUGGACGUGAACUUGGAUUGACAAUGCUCAACGAACCCAAUAUGGCUGAUGUUUAUAUUCUUACAAAUGAUCAUCAAGUUAUCCCGGCAAAUAGUUCUAUUCUCUCUCUUCGGUGGCCCUAUGCAGCAAAAUUAUUUCGUGGACGACAACGACAUGAAAGAGGGAUUGGCAAAACACUCUUGUUUUCUGAAACGUACUCUGUUACCUUAUCUUUUUUACAAUAUAUCUAUACCGAUCACUUGAUGACUGUACAACAAUAUCAACCUUCCGUCCUGGCUCGAUUAUUAAUACUUGCUGAUAUAUAUCAAAUGUCUCGUCUCAAGGAACUCACCACACAUGCUCUUCAUCAAAUUCUCACCAUUUCUACCGCAAGUCUUAUAUAUGAAUCCACCACUUUGACCAAUCAACUAGGACUACAGAUUCGUGCUUUACGUGUCAUGCUCAAUGCGAAGAAACAACUGGAAAAACAACAACAACAAAUUUUGUCAGUACCAUCAUCAGCACCACCUUCGACUCCUCCUCCGCCUACACCAACCAGUCCAGAUCAAAGAUCACUUACGUCGCAAACUUUUCUUUACGAUCAUCAUCAUGAUUACUUUUUUUCUGGAUCUCCUGUAUCACCAACAUCACCACAACAACCACUCUUAUAUUUGGCCGCCCACCCUACUAUGAACAGUAGUGGAUCAACAAUGCAUCUCGCCAGAAAAAAAUCUUCACCACGAUCAUUUUCAUCAGGCUCUUCAUCCAUCUCGUCUCAUGAUGAUCCUCAUGCACCAUCACCUUACAACCAUCCUCCAUCCACCAUUAUAAACAAUCAACCUGCUUCGACCUAUAGCAACAGCAAGGAUGGAUCUACUGGGAAGUUCAAUUGGCGCAAAAUCCAACAAUCUACCAUUGCUCUGGCGAAACCAAGACCUCUACGUGUAGACGCAUCCCAUCUCCAACCCUUUUACGAUCUAUAAUCUAUCUCACCUUCCUUUUCCCAUCCUUUCUUUUUUUUUUUUUUAUUAUAUUAUUUAUUAUUACUAUUAUUAUUAUUAUUACUAUUUUUUCUCUCCUUUUUUAUUAAUAUUUAUUCUUAUUAGUUUAGUUUGUUGAUACCACUCCUUUCCCUCUUGAUCCCCCACCACUUUCAUUUGGUUAUGUGUAUAUGUUUCACUCUUUCUCUCUCCCUCUCUCUCUCUCUCUCUUCUUUUUCUUUUUAUUAUUAUUUAAAUCAAUAAACGAUGAAGAUUG